ACGCCGCCAGUGCAGCCGCCGGUACACCAUCAGGCGAGGAUAGUACGGCGAUGCGUUUGGCUGUGCUGAGCUGAGCUGUGGUGAGCGCGUGCGAGAGGAGGAGAGGGCUCCUUCUUCUACGCUCAUCCUGUUCGCGACUUGCCUCGGAGGGGUGAGGAGGACAGGAAGAUAAGGAUGCCAGCAGCCGGUGCGGCCGUGCCGGCUGUCGCCGAGGGAGCCGGUCAGCUGGAGGACCUGGACGAGCCACCGGAGCCACGUGCUCGCGGCGGUGGCGGACGGACCGGCCUGAUGAAACCCCUGGUAGUGUUGGCUCUACCCGGGAUGUACCUCUUUUAUAAGUACAGCCAGUACAGGCGGGAGCAGCGCGAGCUCUCUCGCAGAAGAGUCACCGAAAGGGAGCUACAGCAUCUUCAUCAUAAAAUCGACAAGCUGCUGACGAAACUGGAGGAGAACGAGCCGGAGCUGGCAUCUUCCCAGGAAGAUGAGUGCGUCAUAUGUGUGAACGCGAGGGCGACGAUGCAAACAGCGCCGUGUGGGCAUCGAGUGGUGUGCAGACGCUGCUUCGUCAAGACGAUACAAACGGCAGUGUCUCAGAGGCUCCUGCCGCUAAGAUGCGUUAUAUGCAGAACCAAGAUCCUACGGCUGAAGCAGACUCUCAUUCCGCGUGACUAUUCGAUGUCGGGAAAAUCCUGGGUACUGCCUCAAAGCGCAUCAGAGUACAACAUGGGCACGGGUGUAACCGCCGGUGUAUCCGGUCCCGGUGGCAGAUGGGGAACCGGAAGCGUACCAGCCUCUGCCUCUUUAUACUCGAUGGCCAGCGGUUCGUCCUCCAUUUCUGGAGUGUCUUCCGUCUCAUCGGCAACUUCCUCGUCCGCGCAUAGCACCGGAAGUUCCGCUCUCGGCAAACCUACGAGGGUACGGCAACCCAUAGGCGCCACUCUCAGACGUUCCCAGGCGCAAUCGAUGAAAAUGCGAAUUCAGGAGUACCAGGAUCCGGUUCAACAAAUCAGCGAGGAGGAGGAGAUCCGGGAGCGCCGAUUGCCGCCAAUCAAAGAGUUCCAGAGGGACUAUCGUGCUGGCAAGGCCUCCACUAGGAUCAGGUGUGCUCAAAAGAUCGUGACCCAGCUGGAAACGUCACCGAGCCCGAGGGUCACGACGUCCGGUGUCACUACGUCGACAUCAUCUUCGUCGGCAUCGUCGUGCGGCCGCGCCGCAUCGAAGCGGCCGGCGUCGACGCCGAAGAUGUCGGUGGUCCAGGAAGUGCAGAAGUCGAAGAAGGAGAAGGAACGGGAGAAGGAGCGAGAGAAGGCGGAGAAGGCGCGACAAAAGGAGGAGGAGAAGGCGGAAAAGACCAGGCAGAAGGAAGCGAAGAAGCUGGCGAAGGAGGAGAAGAAGAGGGCGAAGAAGGAAGCGAAAGCACGGCGGAAGGAAGCCGAGGAGGCCCUCCUGAGGGACGAAAAGUAGAGCUCUCUCCGAUUGUGAUCGCGCAGAAAUCUCGAGAUGAAAGGCCGAUCGUUGCCGUAGGCGUACGGGCGUACCUGAACGAAAUAAACGGCCGGGUAUAUUUCCGGGUACCCUGUUUGCCGCGGAGGAUCGAUAUCGUGUACGGGAUGGGUCGCGGAUGUUCGCGAUGCAAUUGCAAAUGUUAAGUGGCGCUCUUCGUAAAGGAUGUCGUCUCUUGAAAAUUCCAGCAGCCAGCUAUCAAAUAAUGAAUAUGGCCUAGCGCGAAAACGGUUUUCCGAGCACUCGGCACGAUUAUAGAAAUCGUGUCGGUGUUAAUAAAUCCGAGGUAGGUCAUCCGGUAUAUUCAUUCGGCUUGUUUGUUGCUUGAAUGGGAGAUCUCGACAACUGCCGGCGAGGAAUUGUCUCGAAUAGUCCGUAACUCGUCCCGAAUUACUCGUCAUCUCGUAGGUUCGCGAGAAGACGGUGAGAGGAAGUAUACCUAAAAAAAAAAAAAAAAUCUAGAAGCGGCCAAACUUAGUAAUCUGUCAUAUCGAGUUAUCGCGGACUAAUAAUAUUAUCGAUAGGAAAAACUCGAACAUAGCGCCACAAUUUAGAAUCCAAGCGAAUUAUUUUCAAUCGUAUUACUCCUGUCGGUUUUUUCAAAUUAUUCCAAAAUCGUAUCUCAUCUUUUGAAACUUACUUGAAUCACAUUCUGCCAAAAUCUGCCAUGAGAUUUUCAUUCAGUUCUCUCAACACCCGACAAAAUCUUAGAGUUAAUAAAGACGUCGCGCAGACGUGAUCUCUACGAUUAUAAAAAUCAUCCUAUAAAGUACAUCCAAUUCCCAGUUGAUUCGCUUGCGCGACGAGCAUCUUCGCCGCGACGUUUAAUCGCCUACCGCCAAUUCGAGAUAAUCGAUAAUCCUGUUCCUCCAGUCAAUUUAGACCAGUCGUCGACUACGAAAUUAGAAGAAAAAAAAACAUUCGAUUUUUUUAUUUACAGCAUGCUCCAACAUCUCAUCUUAACAGUUUAGAGAAUCGCGCGGAGGGCAAAGUGCUUGCAAAAUAUAAAUCAAAUUUUUCUCUCUAUUUUAAUAGUGACUCUAUUAGAAUAAUUUACGUGUGAACUGGUGUACUUUUGAGAUAAUACGUAAAAAGCGCAGUAAUCUGAUUUUUGGAGUUCCCAAAGAAGAAGACGCAACGUGAAAAUUUACAGCCUUUUUUCCGAAAAUUCGCCACUGGAUCAAAAGAAAAAGGAAUCGCAAGCAUUUUUCUUCGCUUUUCACUUCGCACCCCACAAUCAAAUACUCUCCCAUCAUCUAUCGUAUAUUGUAAAUACACUUGCAGAGAUUCACAAGCGAAGAGACGCGAAGGACUUUCGUGCCGCGAGCAAAGUCGUACGAGGGUUAGCCUAAUAAGAUCGAUUUGUUAAAAUGUGCGAGAAGGUAUAUACCUAAUAACGAGAUAGUCUUAUAUAGUACAAUAUACACACAUUUAUAAAUAUAUAUAUACAUAUAUAUAUAUAUAUAAUUAUAUAUAAAAAUAGACACACAGAGAGCAGAAAAAAUUUUUGAAACGCAGCGCGUGUCUCGUUACUGUUCGUGAAUUCGUAGGCUCAUAGGAAUUCUUGUUAUCGAUCACCCUUGGUUCGACCCUUUUUCCUCGCUCGACAAUUCGCGAGCAACUAUUACCUAAACGAAUUAAGCAAUUAAUUAUGAAAUUGCUAUGUUCUACGACGUUCAAUAGAUUCCUCGUGCAGAAUUUUAAGAACGCAAGUUACAUGACACUUAUGCGCUGAAAAGCUUUAACGACGAAAACCCCUGUGUCAUCGACACAUAUACAGAUAAAUGCAAACACACACACACACACACACACACACACACACACAUACACACGACACGCAAAAGUUUUUGACCUUAAAUUUUGCCCCCAAUCUUGAUUGUCUAUUGCCUCGCGAGUCUCCCGUAAGCAGCCAAAAAUCAAAAGCAAUUUUUUUACAAAGUCUACACGUCAAGAUUAACUUGCGCAAAUCUCGAUAUCAAAAAAGAUGAGUGAAUAGAGAAGUAGUUUGAGGCGAAAAUCUAUCAGCUAGAUGACACGGUGACAAUUUCGCCGACGGGAAAUUCAAUGUUAUUUUCAGCGAUGCAUUUAAUAGCGCGCGAUGACGGUUUGAUAAUAAUGACAAUACUUCUUUUGUAACCGGAAGAAAGCGCAAGCGGGCGUGAAAUCUUUCGGCAGCCAUAAGCUGUUACGAGCUGUCGCGUUAUGAUAGCGGGACGGAUGAGAAAGUCUCAAAUGCCAUUUCUUGUCCUUUCGUUCAAUCGCUCUGUGGGAUCGAGCUCGAUGCACAGUUUUAAUACAAAUGAAAGAUAAUCAAAUAUCGGACGGUGUGUUUUAAGAAGCUACGAUAUAAAAAUAUACGAUGUAGAAUCUCGUAGAAGCCGUGAGCCAUACCAAUGUACAAAUUUUAGUUCCUAAAAUUGUGAUAUUAAGUGUAAUUAAAAUUAUGUAACAGUGAAGGACAAGGUAACGUUUAUUUAAGAAUUCCCGUAAUCUCUUCUGUCAUAUAUAUAUACGAGGCAAAGUUAAAAAUUAAAAAAAAAGUAUCCCAUUCUUAGAAACUCAUGGUAUGGUUCGACGAUUUAGAAAUCAAGUAGACACAAUGAAAGUAGGAAUCAGCGUUGCUGAGACAAAUAAAAAAACAAAUGAAUGCGGAAGCAUUUGAAAAGAAUUGGACUCCAUAUGUAUAUUAUAAUCGAUCGUGCACAUAUCAGUAGUAAUUAGUAAAUUUUAAUCGGCGUUCUCGUUUGGACCUCAUUGUUCCAUUUUAAGACGACCCAAAUUCUGACUCUCUAUCUCUACAUCAGUGAGUAGCGGAAUAAUAAAGUGAUUAACGAUACAAUCACAAUGAGGUUAAUUCGACAAUGCUACUAAUUAGCGUGUAACGUUAACCGUCAAUUAUAUACCCGUUGCAUCGAUCCCAACUGUGACGAGCCCGACACGUACGGCAUACUCAGCAAUCAAAAAAAAAAAAACAAAAAA
Molecule: messenger RNA, 4482 nt
Organism: Formica exsecta
Lineage: Eukaryota; Metazoa; Arthropoda; Insecta; Hymenoptera; Formicidae
Product: fl(2)d-associated complex component-like
Exons: 9
Coding region: 175-1464 (429 amino acids)
Source: RefSeq, a predicted model, not a curated record